AUGCCAGGAAGACUGAUGAGCUGGCCAGAUUGGCCCGAGUUUACUGCAGCCAAGGCAGAGCCAGGUGAUGACCUGGUCGGAUACAAGAAAGCCAUAGUCGACAAAUACGGCAAGGACAACAUCAUCAAGAGCUGGCUCAAGGUCUGCAAGGAGCUGGAAUCAGUGACGGACCACAUCGCCGAACAUGGCACCGCAGUGAUCCCGGAGAUCCAGUUUGACGAGGUCUUCAACUUGACGCCCGAGAGGAAGCAGGCGUUGAAGGAUGUCGGCUGUUUUGUCGUCCGCAACGUCUUUAGCCGGGAGGAAGCUGACAAGUGGUUCAAAGAUCUGAAGGAGUACGUUGCUGCGAAUCGAUCGCAGAUCGGAGGCUGGCCACAGGAGACGCCGUUCAUCCUCAACCUGUACUACUCACCCACACAAAUGGCAGCCCGAUCACAUCCCAACCAGUUGAAGCUCAGCGAGGAGCUCAACUCCUGGUGGCACGACAAUGCUGGCUCUUAUUCACCAGAGCCGUUGUCGUAUGCGGACGCGGUGCGCAUUCGCCCCCCAGGGAUCCCCUUUCGCGGACUCGGUCCCCAUAUCGACGCAGGCAGUCUGUGUCGCUGGGCAGAUCCCACGUAUCAGUCCGUCUACGCCGCCGUCUUUUCAGGAAGCCCCGAGUUGUUGGACAACUAUGACUUGACCGCGCGCAAGACCGCCAACCAAGCAAUGUUCCCCGGAAGCGCGCACUCGCGCGUCUUUCGAAGUUUCCAAGGAUGGACGGCCCUCACCUCGGCCGGACUCGGGGAGGGCAGCUUAAUGCUAUACCCCAACGUCAAGUGGACGAUCGCCUACCUGUUGCUGCGACCAUUCUUCCAACCCCCAGACUCCGAGGGGGAGGAUGUCAUGGACGCCACCAAAUGGACGUUCGACCUCGAGAGCCCGUGGUUCCCAGGAACCUUCAGGGAGGACAGCCAGCUGCUGAGCCCGUCGUCGCACCCGCACCUCUGCCUUUGCGAAUGCAUGGUGGGCAUCCCCCGCAUGGAACCCGGCGACACGGUGUGGUGGCAUGCAGACAUGUGCCACGCGGUCGAGGUCGAGCACAACGGUGACCACGAAGCCAGCGUGGCGUACAUCGCCGCCACGCCCCGGACGGACGAGAACAAGCGCUACAUCAAACGCCAGCUCGAGGAUUUCCUGAAUGGUCUCCCGCCCGAGGAUUUCCGCCGCGGGCCAGGCGAGAGGAGUUUUCAAUUGUUCACAGGAGAAAAGGGCAUCUUGGGCGGCGACGCAGGCAGGAGGGCGAUGGGGUUCGAUCUGAUCGCCUAA
Messenger RNA from Cladophialophora psammophila CBS 110553, 1308 nucleotides. RefSeq lists its product as uncharacterized. The record is from RefSeq and is a predicted model, not a curated record. The transcript is spliced from 2 exons. Lineage: Eukaryota; Fungi; Ascomycota; Eurotiomycetes; Chaetothyriales; Herpotrichiellaceae. The coding region runs from base 1 to 1308 and encodes 435 amino acids.